GGUCAACGUUGUGUUCAUCCUGUUAAUGAGGGCACCAGGCAGUGAUGGAGGCGGUGGUGAAUGAGGUAGUGUCUCCGGAGGACUUGUUGAAGUUUGAAAAGAAAUAUAAUGGAGAGUUCACCAAAGGGCAGGUCUCCAAAGGCACACAGUUUGAAUAUGCCUGGUGUCUCAUUAGAAGUAAAUAUUCCCCUGAUAUCAAGAAAGGCAUCUUGCUUCUUGAAGAGUUGGUGCCUAAGGGGACUAAGGACGAACUAAGAGAUUAUCUUUUCUACUUGGCGGUGGCAAAUUACAGAUUAAAGGAGUAUGAAAAAGGAUUAAAAUACAUCAGAACUUUACUGAAAAAUGAACCAAAUAACAACCAGGCUCUGGAGCUAGAAAAGCUAAUAAAUAAUGCAAUGAAAAAAGAUGGUCUGGUUGGCAUGGCGAUUGUUGGAGGGAUUGGACUUGGUGUGGCGGGACUGGCAGGCCUCAUAGGUUUGGCUGUGGCCAAAUCCAAAUCCUAAAAAAUACAAUUAAGUGGACAUCGGCUAUAUUUCCAUUUUUCCAGCUGCACAUCUAACUGAAGAUUUAAGUUAGACAAGACCAUAUUUUCCACAGACAGAGUGUUCAAAUCAUGGGAGUAUUUUUAUCUCCACUACGUGAAAUAAUUUAAAUCUGUUUAUAAUGUCUUGCAAAUCUCUUUCCCUGGUCGCUCCCUAUCAACCCAACAAUGCCAUCUUUGUAAAUUAUGUAUAGUGGCUGAGGAAGUCAAACACUGCUGUUUGGAUUAGUGGUCAAGUUACAUCAUUAGUGGUUUGGACACGCCUUUAUUAAUUAAUGUAAAACUAAAGAUAAAUAUGUUUUGAGUGAUUUAUUUAAAGAGCAACUAGCAACUUGAGAAAUACUCCACUUUUAAUGUAUACUUUUUGCUUUUUUGUUGAAUUAAAAAUGUGGGAUUAAUAAGUUAACUAUGUGUAUGCAUAAUACAGUUUUGUCCCUAAGAAUGUUUAGUUUGCAUUACAGAAAACGUUUCAAGUCACAACUCCCACAAUGUUUAAUUUUUUUUUUCUCUCCUCUCAAAGGUGUGCCAGUCCGAAUGAUUAUUUUUUCAUGAAGUGUUUUACUUCAUUCAGGAUGUGUACCUGCCAUAUCCUUGGUAACCUGAAAGCUUUUUGAUCAUAAAAGAAACACAUCUUAUUGCAAAGGGGCAGCGUUUAUAAACUGCUCAUAAAAGCCGAGAAUGGUUUUAGCCAAAGAAUUCUGGUCACAAACUAUUGAUGAAAAUGAAUAAUUGACAUGGUUAAUCACUGGCCCUUAUGAAGAUUUACUCCCCAACUUAUCUACACAUUUUUUUAAAUAUUAAUCUGAAGGCUAAUAGGUUAAUAUGGAGUUUAUUAAAGAUGCUUGGACAGUGAUGAGAGUGUGCUAUUUUCAUAUUUAUCCAUGUAUCUUAUUAGCACUCUCCUUCAUGUGAUUUCACAAUAUUGCACAACACAUUUCUUCUUUCAAGAACUCUAAUCUUUCAAUACUAUCCACCCCCAUAUUUCCAAUUAUGUGUUUUAUUUGCCCUUUUAAGUAUACAGAAUGGAAUAUCAGAACUUAUUUGCAAACAUGGCUUCAAAUGCACCGCCUAGUUGAAAGGGCAGCUUUUAUCAUUCAUUCAUUUUUGUUUGUUUAUCAUAAUAACCAUGACAACUGGAUACCUGUGAAAGUGGAAUAUUCCUUUGGCAAUGAUGGGGGUCUUGUUGCAGUAACAUAUAAUUAGAUUUUAAAUGAAGGUAAAAACUUUUUUUUUCAAUUUUUGUAACUUUCAAAAUGCAUUGUAUUUUCACCCCGUUUUUUUUUUUUUUUUUGUUUUGUUUUUUUUUUGACCUCUGUCAAAUGUAACCUUCUGCUGUUGUUUUAAAUUUGCAGCCAAAUAGGCCAUUAAUUAUUAAUUCAAUAUAAAACAUGGCAGCAUUAUUCUUUUUUGAUACUUUUAGGACACAUUGACCUGCCAAACAUAUAAUAAUUUAUAAUGGAAUGUAAAUAAAAUGACAUCUGAAAUGUGUACUUUGUGUUUUAUAGGAAUGUGGAAGAGCUACUGUUUUACAAAUGACAAUGUGUUCUCUUUUCUACGUCAUGGUUUGUGAAUUUGAUUAUUAAAACUAAAUCUUGAGUUAAAUUCCAGUUAAUGGAUUUGAUAUAUAUUUAUAUAUAUUUUUUUUUAAUUUAUGCAGUGGGUUUUUCUGCUUAUCCACUUCAGCUGCAUUCUAGUAAGUAAACAAUUAUGGUCUGUUCCAUAUAAAAUCAAUUUGAUUUUUCAGUUAAACCAAUUUAAUAUAUUAGAGCCCUUAGAAGUGCUUUGCACCUUAACAAACACUUUGUCUUGAGAUUCAUACCACACAGUAUAGGUAUUCCUAAUGUUAAAAGGGACUUCCACAUUCUUUUUGUCGUCUUGUCCUCAUGUAUGUCUAGGGUCUACAUAUUUAAUAUGUGAAUUACUAACUUGCUGUAAAAAAUUUAUUUGAAACAAAUAAGAUUUUGUUUUCAGGACUGCAGACUGCUAAAGCAUUCUUGCAAGUUUCUAUGCCUUACAUGCACACUUAAUUAUAUUUUGACAUGUUCAUUACAAUGCUGUCUAGUUUGUUUAAUAAACUUUUUUUUAACUUAA
Molecule: messenger RNA, 2632 nt
Organism: Polypterus senegalus (gray bichir)
Lineage: Eukaryota; Metazoa; Chordata; Cladistia; Polypteriformes; Polypteridae
Gene: fis1
Product: fission, mitochondrial 1
Exons: 5
Coding region: 45-503 (152 amino acids)
Biological process (GO): autophagy of mitochondrion; mitochondrial fission; peroxisome fission
Cellular component (GO): peroxisomal membrane; mitochondrial outer membrane
Molecular function (GO): protein binding
Source: RefSeq, a predicted model, not a curated record